CCGUAGUUGGGAGCCACUGACUUCUAAGAUGCAACUCAAACAGAAUGAUUGUGAACCUUCCUGCCAUCCUUUAUUAGUAUUCAGAAACUGCGUGUGGUCUGAUAGCUAAAACCACUGAUAAAUGAUACAAAAAGAACAACUCUGGUCCAAAAAUGAGAUCCAUCCAGGGUUUCAAAGUUGAAUAAAGAACACAUUAAGUUGCGUCAGCGCUGGAGGUUAUUUAACCUGGAAUAAAGAUAUUCCCGCAUAUUGUAAACCCUUACUGGCAACCAGAGACACCCAGUUGGGGGUGUGCGGUCCAACACCACCGCACCCUGUGCGUCUUGUUGGGGUGUAGUGGUAUUUGGGGAAAUCCCGAGUCGUAAUCCACUCCGGAUUUUCAGCCCUGCUCCCGGCCACCUUAUCCGUAUGUGUUUCUGAGUGAGAAAAGCCGACUCUUGUUUACAGCAGAGAUUCCACGGAGGAGCGGAGACCCACAGCCUGCGUUAAGCGAGGGCGAACCGUGAGAUUUCAGCCUCUGGACAUUCAUCCACCGGGAGUUUUUUUUUUCUUCCGAUUUUAUUUUAAUGAGAAUAAAAGGCAAAAGAAGAAACACUCGUAAAAGGGCAACUCCUUGGACAUAUUCUCCCUCCCACCCCAACCGAGGUCGUCUAGCUGGAGACCCAUUGCGUGGCACAAGUCUGGUGUUUUCUUUCAGCUGCAAAUCCCGACUGACGGCAGAGAUAAGUCCGACCCGAGGAGCUGGAAAAUUGGUUUUUAAAAAGACGACUUCUCACUGCAGGCCAGGGCUGCUUGCUGGGGGAACCGAGAGCUUGUGCUGGCUGAAUGGCAUAGGCAAAAAAGGCUUUUCAUUCAUUUUUCAACCUCCCAGCCACCACCCCUGUGGAUCUGGACGUGUUUUUGCCCCACUCCUCCUCUCAGACUCAGUCAUUCACGCAGGGGAUUGUCGCGGGCGAUACUGGCUUUAAUUUACGAUGGUGGUAUAGGGGAAUAAUACCAUUUGGUCUGAUAUUUUGAUUGUUAUUACCAGGCCUGAUCGCAUUGUACGCGCACUGCUGAUUUCAAGAGAUGGAGACUGAAGAUGGGGAUUACCAUCAUUUAUCCAGUAAAAUCACUGGCUUGUGUGCCAUACCAGCCGACGUCAAAGUGUCCUGUGAUUGUCAAAAAUAGCAGACUGUUUUAGUAUUUUUUUGCUCAACGAAAUUCCCCGUAACAACGAUUUCUACACAUUUAUUUAUAUAUAAAAAUAUAUAUUUUUUAGAACAAACCCCUCAACAGAGUACCCUUUCUGGGUUACAGAUACAUUUAUUUUUUCCUUUUUUCAUAUUAAGGCUGUUUUUUUUCUUUGUGGGAGUCAGUGUGUUCGACUUUAUUACUUUCUUUAAAUUUGGUCCCUACCUUUUUUCCCCCGGAGAAGGGAAUAAUGUUAAGGAACAUGAGAUCUGACACACCGAUGGGUUGCCCGACCUUGUUUGGGGGUCUGAUGCUGUCUGUCUUCACCAUCUGCAUCUGUUCCACAUGUGGAGAGAUCUGCGGUCCGAGCAUCGAUAUCCGAAAUGAGAUCAGCGAGUUCAAGCGGUUGGAGAACUGCACGGUGGUGGAGGGCUACCUGCAGAUCCUCCUCAUCAACGACAAAACCAACAAUAUCAACCAGGAGGUCUUCCGCUCCCUCAGCUUCCCGAAGCUGACCGUCAUCACCGACUACCUGCUGCUGUUUCGCGUCUCGGGCCUUGACAGUCUCAGCAUGCUCUUCCCUAACCUGAGUGUCAUCCGCGGGCGCAAUCUCUUCUACAACUACGCCUUGGUGAUCUACGAGAUGAACAGCCUGAAGGACAUCGGCCUCUACAACCUGAGGAACAUCACUCGGGGAGCUAUGCGGAUUGAAAAGAACCCCGAGCUGUGCUACCUGGACUCGGUGGACUGGUCUCUUAUUAUGGACGCUGAGUUCAACAACGUUAUCAAUGGGAAUAAGAAGGCAAAGGAGUGUGACAAUGUCUGCCCGGGCAUCAUGGAGGAUAACCCUCUUUGUCAGAGGACGUCGUUCAAUGACAACUACGAUUACCGCUGUUGGACCUCCAACCAGUGCCAGAAAGUAUGCCCGGAACACUGCAAGUUUGCCUGCACAGACAGAGGGGAGUGCUGCCACAGCCAGUGCCUGGGCAGCUGUACUGAACCCAACAACGACAUGGCCUGCUCCGCCUGCCUCCACUACCACCACGAGGGUCGCUGCGUGCCAGACUGUCCCCCAGACACUUUUAAGUUUGAGGGCUGGCGCUGCAUCACCAUGGACCUGUGCUCUCAAGUGCACCUGCCCGGUGACACUCACUUUGUCAUCCACGGGGGAGAAUGCAUGCCUGACUGCCCCUCUGGCUUCACACGCAACGAGACGAAUCGUAUGUUAUGCAGUGCCUGCAACGGCCCCUGCGAUAAACCGUGUACAUCCCCAGUCAUUGACUCCGUGGACGCUGCUCAGUCCCUGAAGGAGUGCACCAUCAUCGAAGGCAAUCUAGACAUCAACAUCCGCCGUGGAAAUAACAUAGCGUCUGAGCUGGAGAGCUUCAUGGGAUUGAUCCAGAGAGUGACGGGCUAUGUGAAGAUUCGACACUCCCACGCACUUGGCUCGCUGUCCUUCCUCAAGAGCUUGCGUUACAUCAAUGGGCAGGAGCUCAUCGACAACAUGUAUGCGUUCUCCGCCAUCAACAACCACCACCUGCAGUAUCUGUGGGACUGGAAUCAGCACAACCUGACUAUUCUGAAUGGACGUCUCUUCUUUCGUACGAACCCUAAACUCUGCAUGUCUGAGAUCCACAAGAUGUGGGAUAAGACGGGCAUAACUGUGAAGCCAGAGGAGGGUGAUUUCCGUAACAACGGUGAAAGAGCCAGCUGUGAAAGUCACAUCCUGAAGUUCAAGUCUAACAAAACCUCAAGCCAUACGAUCAGGUUGACGUGGGAGAGCUACCGAGUGCCGGGCUUCACGGACUUCAACAGCUUCAUAGUCUACUACAAGGAGUCCCCUUUCCAGAACAUCACAGAGUUUGACGGCCAAGAUGGCUGUGGCUCAAACAGUUGGCACAUGGUGGAUGUGGAUCCCCCUCAAGACAAAAACACUGACCCAAACGUCAACCUUCAGCACCUCAAGCCGUGGACCCAGUAUGCAAUUUUUGUGAAGGCCAUUACCUUGCAGGUGGAGGACAAACACAUUACUGGGGCAAAGACUGAUAUAAUAUACAUUCGCACACGCCCGUCGCUGCCGUCUAUGCCCAAAGAUGCCCGUGCUUAUGCCAACUCCUCAACAAAGCUGGUGGUGAAGUGGUCCCCUCCAGCAUUUCCCAAUGGCAAUCUGACCUACUACCUCGUCCGUUGGCAGCAGCAGCCUGAGGACAGAGAGCUCUACCAACAUAACUACUGCUCCAAAGAGCUCAAGAUGCCGUUCCGUAUCCCAGCCUCAGGGCUCACAGACGUAGAAGAAAACACCAAGCCCACCAAGUCAGACCAGGGAGGGGAAAAGAAGACCCCUUGUUGUGCUUGCCAGAAGACGCCCGAGGAGAAGGACCGGGAGAAGGAUGACCGCGUCUUUUUCAAAAUUUUCGAGAACUUUCUCCACAAUGCCAUCUUUCUGCCAAGACCUCCGGAUCGUCGACGUAGAGAUGUUUUUGGUCUGGCUAACAACACACUGUUUCAUGAGGGUGGUGGUAGGGGGAACACCACCCUUGGCCCGGGGGAUAACAGCACAGAUGGCGUUCCUCCUAUCAAAGAGUAUCCCUUCUCCGAGGACAAGAGCACAGCAGAAUAUUUAGAGAUCCCCAACCUGCGGCCUUUCACUGUCUACCGCAUUGACCUCCACGCCUGCAAUGAGGAGGUGGGGCGCUGCAGCGCUGGAGCCUUCGUGUUCUCCAGGACCAAACCAGCAGCUGGAGCAGAUGACAUACCAGGGAAGGUGGUGUACGAGAGGUGUGACACGGUUGAGGGUUGUGUGGUGCUGCACUGGCCAGAGCCCGUCAUGCCCAACGGACUCAUCCUGAUGUAUGAGAUUAAUUUCCGCCUGGGGACUGAGCCUGAGAAACACGAGUGUGUGUCGCGACAGCACUACCGCGAGCACAGAGGAGCUCGGCUGACCAACCUGGGCUCAGGGAAUUACUCCGCUCGUGUGCGUGCCACUUCGCUCGCGGGGAACGGUUCCUGGACGGAGAACGUGUCGUUCUAUGUGCCUCCGCCCAAACGAGACGAUGGCGUCACGUUCUACUUGGUGAUCAUAAUCCCCAUCAUCGUGACAUUUUUCAUCGCCAGCCUCACCACAAUUCUCUUCUUUGUCAACAAAAAGAGGAAUAGCGACAGAUUGGGGAAUGGAGUCCUUUACGCAUCUGUCAACCCAGAAUACUUCAGUGCUGCUGAGAUGUACGUACCGGAUGAGUGGGAGGUGGCCAGGGAAAAGAUCACUAUGCACAGGGAGCUUGGCCAGGGCUCCUUUGGCAUGGUGUAUGAAGGCAUCGCCAAGGGAGUGGUGAAGGACGAACCUGAGACACGAGUGGCCAUCAAGACGGUCAACGAGUCUGCCAGCAUGAGGGAGCGCAUUGAGUUUUUGAACGAAGCCUCGGUCAUGAAAGAGUUCAACUGUCACCAUGUGGUGCGGCUGCUGGGCGUGGUCUCUCAGGGACAGCCAACCUUGGUGAUUAUGGAACUGAUGACCCGUGGAGAUCUCAAGAGCUAUCUGCGGUCUCUGCGCAAAGAAAACUCCACCAACCAGGUCCUGCCCCCUCUCAAAAAGAUGAUCCAGAUGGCAGGGGAAAUUGCUGAUGGCAUGUCGUACCUAAAUGCCAACAAAUUUGUCCACAGAGAUCUGGCUGCCAGGAACUGCAUGGUAGCUGAGGACUUCACUGUGAAGAUUGGAGAUUUUGGCAUGACCCGAGAUAUUUAUGAGACGGAUUACUACCGAAAAGGAGGGAAAGGCCUGCUGCCUGUCCGCUGGAUGUCUCCAGAGUCGCUGAAAGAUGGCGUGUUCACUACAAUGUCUGAUGUCUGGUCAUUUGGUGUUGUGCUGUGGGAGAUCGCCACCUUAGCAGAACAGCCCUACCAGGGCAUGUCCAAUGAACAAGUGCUGCGCUUUGUCAUGGAAGGAGGACUCCUGGACAAACCCGACAAUUGCCCUGACAUGCUGUUUGAGCUGAUGAGAAUGUGCUGGCAGUAUAACCCCAAGAUGCGUCCGUCCUUCCUGGAGAUCAUUAACAGCAUCAAAGAUGAACUGGAUCCUCCCUUCAGGGAAGUGAGCUUCUUCUACAGCGAGGAGAACAAGCCGCCGGACACCGAGGAGCUGGACAUGGAAGUAGAGAACAUGGAGAACAUUCCACUGGACCCUGCAUCCACCAGGCAGCCCUCUGCUGCCCCCGCUGCCCCCUUGUCGGGGUGUACAGGAGGCACGCCGCCGCCUUCUACCCAGCAGUUAUCCCCCAUGCAAGGCCCAAGUACUCCAUUACUGGGACCUGUGUCUUCCUCCUCCCCAGGCCCUGUUGCCUCAGCCUUGGCAUCUCCAGGCCAAACCUUGGACAAGCACUCAGGACAUGUUUCCUCCAACGGGCCUGUGGUGGUGCUACGGCCCAACUUUGACGAGUUGCAACCCUAUGCACAUAUGAAUGGGGGCAGAAAGAAUGAACGGGCGUUACCACUGCCCCAGUCAUCGGCCUGCUGAUAUCAGACGAGCCCCUCCUCCUCCUCCUCCUCUUACACAGGGUAACACAAACCUCUCCUCCAUCUCUUAAGGAGGGAUGGAUGAGAUAAGAAAUGACUUUAUUCUACUGUGUGCCAGUAGAUGGUCUCUCCACUCCUUUAAGGUCAAAUAUAAACUCUACAAACUGAAAAAUAGCACAGAAACCUGCUAAAGCAUUUGGGGUUUGGUGGCUCAGACUCGACACUGAGGAACUCCCUCCUGUGCAGCCUGUAUUUCAGUCUUUGUUGCAAAGGUCCCUCAAGGAGGAACCAACAAUACAGGCAUGUAUCCUGACUUACAGAUUUAGACAUGAACUUAAAGAAUUUUUUUUUUUUUUUUUAGCAUAUCUGCCAGCAAAUCCAACAGAAGAGCACUUUUUUUCCCUGAUGAUUUCAGAGAGGAUGUUGUGGAUAUCUGAGUGUGUAUUUAUACAAACACAUGAUUCUCUCUAUAAUAUGUUAUAGCUCCAUUUCUAAAUGACUUUCCAUCAGAAUGACUUUCCAUGAGCAGGCUGGCUCAUGUCAUGCGAGGAUGCCUCAAUUAGAAAGUUUGAACUCCGAUUGUUUAAUUUUCCUGUUGAUAUUUCUGUGGGCGUAGGGUCCCGUCACAGACGGGUCAGAAUGGAAGAGGAAGGGCCUAUUGUGUAUCUGCCAAACUUUUGCCAAAUCAAGCAUUUUUUUUUUCCUCUUCUUCAGUUUCAUACAGGUCUCCCUUCUUGUUCAAGGCUGUGGUUCAGAGUUGAGAUAAGUCUCUCUGGGAAGCAAUACCAAAAUUGUUUGGUGGUACUUUGUGCUUAUUUUAAGCACUAACAGCUCCUGGAGCAGCUGUGUGUGUGUGUGUAUGUCUGUGUGGUUAAAAGAGGACACAGUACAGUGUUUCUACAUUGGACUCACACCUGCAGACAAAGUUAUCUCAGAAUAUACAGCAUCUGCACUGGGGGUGCAAUAAAUCUAAGAAAGCUUGUGGCACUUUGAGGAGAAACACAACAGAAAAUUUCUGCGAAAUGAUUUGCAUUUAACGAGGCCAGCAUAAAAGCAGAAGUUAAAAUAAAAAAAAAUUAAGUUUAUGUUUUUAUUUCUCCAAAGGAACUGACUAUUAGUAUGAACUGAUCUUAAGACUUAUUUGUAUGAACAGCUGGAUUGUUAAAUAUUAUUAUAAUUAUUAUUAUUAUUAUUAGUAGUAGUAGUAGUAGUAUUGCUCACAGAUAUUAAACAGUAUAUAGUCAGGUAAACACUAGCCUACUGAUGCCAUUAAAUGACAAGGUAAUUAUGUCUGAAUAUACAUGUAAAAAUCCAAAUUUUUGGCAUAAAGAAUAACAGGCUUCAUACAGAAGAUUGUAAUGUAAUCAUCAAAAAAACUAUUUUCAGAUGUCCUUAUACAAGUUCAAUCAGUGAGUUGAACAUCUGUGAGCAGUUUAGCACCCAGUUAAAUUAAUGUUUUAAAACCAAAAUGCCCAAAUUUAGUUGUUUGGAGCUCAUCACGUGAGCAUUUGCUUUUUAUCUUUUGACAUACCAAAACCAGCUCGUUUGGGUUUUUGAACUUUUUUUUUGACAUUUCAUAUAACAAAUAAUUAAUCAGGCUAGACAAUAAAUAGCAAAUUGAUUAAUAAUGAAAGUCAUUCAUUGCAGCCCUGUGUUUUCAGAUGGUAACAUUUGUGAAGCUGCUGUUGAGGGGCCACCAUUGUUGCACCACCAGGAUCCAUUUGGAUCUAAGACUGACUGAAACUUUCUGAGGGAAGUACACACAACUCUGAAUCACAGCCUCAGCCUGUCUUUGUUAUAAUAAAAGAAACAUCGUAAGUCUCACACUGCAAAUCACUGAACUUCAAAAUCAAGGGACACGACUCUGCUUCCACUUUCAUUUCUUUAAACCUUAUCUGACAAUUUUUGAGUGUACAUUUUAUGUCGGGGGUGAACGUCGCUCACUGAUACUGCUGUUCAAAUUAAAUGGCACCAAAUACACCGCAACAAACAAACGGAGUCUGAAGACCUGAGACAGAAAACAAGAAGGCGUUGGAUCGUAUUUUAGUAGCCUAGAGACAACUUUUCAAUCACAGCAGGUCUCUUCUGGAAUAGUCAUUAGUUUCUCUACAUUUCAGACACAUAUGAAAGGUCUUACAGUUGUAUUUUAGACUGCAGGAUCGUUUUUAUACACAUCAUUGGUUUUGUCACUUUUUUAAAACCUUUUUACGGUUCAAAAUGUUUGCCUCUAUGUCUGUACAGAACAAAAGCUGCUAUUUUAUUCUUUUUCUCUUUUGGAUGUUAUAUAUAAAGAAAUCCUUCAGGUUUGGUAUUUUAUGGUCUCCACAGUCCAUUUCUUAUAUCUUUAAACGCUGUUUAAAAAAAAAAAAAGAAUAAAACAACAAAAAAAAUUAAGAUGAUUUAGAUAUAAAAUCGUUUUUUUUCUGUUACCCCAAAAGGUUUUCUGUAACACUAUAUUUUGCUCAUUGCCUUUUAUUUUAUGAAAUCUUUCCUCCUGUAUUUGUUUUGUGGAUGUCUAUAUUAUUGUUAUUAAUAUUAUUAUUAUUAUUUGGAAUGGACACCUUAGCUCAAUGUGUGAGUGUGUACUUUCUGCACCCUUUUUUUGUACUUUUGUCUAGCACUGCGCCUAGCAUUGCCCUCUGGGUGCGACUCAAUCUCAGGUCAAAGUAAAGGCUUUGCUUUCCUCCACACAUUCUCAUUAUCGUCCUCUACUUAUCCCCCCCCCCAAAAUCCCUGUCCUGUAGUGCCCUCUCUCCUUCCCACUGGCCCUUCACUGAGCUCUACAACAUACUGUACCUGCCCUUCACCCCCCACCUCCUUCCCUCGUGCCUCCUUUUGAAGUCAGGAUCAGUUCCAGUGCAUGAGAUAUUUACUUUACACCAGAUCUGGUCAUUUUAACCCAUCCAUUUCCUGCCUCCUCUUGACUCAAUAGGGCUAAUUUGCUUGUAUUGUUUGCCUUAAUUAUGCCAACCAUCUCACAACCAUGCAGAAUCAAUUUUUUUUUCCUCCCCACGUUUUUUUUUUUUUUUUUUAAUAACACACACUAGCGCAAUACAAAAACACUUCUGCUUCUUCAAAGUGAGAACAGGUCUUAUUGUUUGUCUUUAUAAUCACUGCUUCUGAAAAACCAAAUAAAGGAUGGGUUAAAGUCCAGGGAAGGGAACACAUUUCGAUGUUAUGAAUGGAAAAAGGUCUUAAAACGGAGGCUGAACAGUUAAACGUGUUUUGAAGGAUUUCUCCUCAUCUUUUGGAAAUGUUGCCUGAUGAUUAUUAUUAUUAUUAUUUUUCCUUUCUUUGAAGUUUUUUUUUUUCUUUUCCGUAGGAGUGUUAUUUAUUUAUUUUUUUAUUUUCCUUUUUGUGAUAUCAGUUUAAAUCACUGUAUAAAUGCCCCAUGAUUCAGUAUAAAGUUGGAUUUUUUUUGUAUGUAUUUUCUUUGGUGUCAUGACUGGGGGACUUAAAAAACUUUUUUUUUUUUUUCCUUCAAGUAUAUAUCUACCUCACUCUUUCUAAAAAUAUAUGUAUGCGUAUGGAAAACAAGUACAUCUCACUCUUUCUCAUCAGUUUAUACCUGGAUAAAACCCACAGGGAUCUAGAUAAACCUCACAAAGCGGACUAAGGACAGGAGAUGGAAUAUCUGUGUGAUGGUUCAAGUGUUGGAAGUUCAGCCCAUCAGUUUCUGGCCAAAAAGUUUUAAAAGAAAUGACUGUGUGUUGAAUUCUCUGCAAAAUCAGUUUAAAUUGUUGUUUGGUAUUUAUUACGUUAUGUCAACCUACACUUUAAUUUGACAAGAUGGUUUACAGUCUUACAAAGUUUAAGGCAAGUGCAGUACAGGAUAUGACAACAUCAACAUCAGACAUUCCAUCUCCACUGACUCCCAACAUAUUGUCACAACCUCAAACCCUCAAAAAUACAGAAACCCUAAUUUUGUUAUCUAAAAACUGCAUUUAUAUAGAAGUCUAAACGGUUAUCAUGGGGAAUAUUUUAAAAAAGGGAAAAUGUUUUAUUGACCUCCAAGAAAAAAAAAAAGAUGUAUUUGCUGUUUAGCCGCAGGGUUACAGCACAAGCCCACGUUUCACAACCCAGAUGUCACUCACGCUCUCAGAGAAAAUAUUCAGUUACGCAUAUGGAUCAGUACUGUGAAUGUAACAAGGACAUUUACUCACUUUGUACACAUAACUUUGCUCAAGAUAGCAGCAACUCCACCUCCUACGUGUUUCUACCUUCAGUCCUGAAUGGACAAUUUCCACCGUUUUUUUUUUUUGUUUGUUUGUUUUUUUUUUUUUUAAGUCAACGUUGGAUUAGAUUUUGGGUUAUUUUUUUUUUUUCAUGUAAACUCUUUAUGUGAACACCACCAUUAACAAUCCUCUAUAGCUGAUAGCUGAUUUCCACUGUCAUCAAGAUGAAUCUCUUUUUGAUGGUUUGGAAGUAAACUCGACACGCCUUUUCUGGCCGGUUGUACUGCUAACUCAAUAUUUAGUGCUGCUGCUUCGGUCACCUUGAGUGUGGAGGUGACAAAGGAGCUUUUACAUCUCCCAGCUUCUCAUGAGACCUCUCGGAGAGAGGCUGUCUCAGUACAAGGGCUUCUGGGCUGGAAAAAUUAAUUAAUUCGGAAAAAGUUAUGUUGAAAUUUCGAUCCAAAAGCAAUAAAAAAAAAAUGAAAAAAAGAAAACAGGAUUAUGAAUAGACAAUUGGGUAACUUCUAAUGUGAAUAAUUGGUGCUCGAUCUAGGUUCUUAUUAAGCAUUUUAACUGUGCACGAUUUAAGAGAAGAACGAAGAGCGAACAAUCUUUUGGUUGAGAAACUGGUCUGACUGCUGCUGAAUAUCACAUUGUAACAGAAAUCACCACUGACAAGCAAGCCGCUUGUGUAGUUACUUAACAUAUCUGUGCAUUUAUGUUCCUUCUGUUUGGAUGUAUGUAAUGAUUCAAACAGUGAUAUAGUUCAACUUUUCAGUUCUGUGAGUAGCAGACAUUACAUUGACCUGUUGUGAGGUGAAUUACUGUUGAAUUGCUAGUUAAAGUUAGAUCACAAACCUGUCAUAACUAUAGCAUUUAAAUAAACACAUGGACAUAUGUAGGACAGGGAUGGUGCAUAGAUUACGGGUAGUCAUGACAAAGAAUAAACAACACGAUUAGAAAAAAGAAUAAAGGCGAUAGGCCUAAGUUUACAGCUUCACACUAGUUUGCUUUUUUACAUUACCAGAUUUCAGCGUAAACAUACAGUAACUAACUAAAGGAGAAAUGCUCGACUUAGUCAUCUUUAUCAUUUCAAUUCUUCAGAAUGUUCUUCAUGCAAACCUCAGGUUUAUGGAGGAUGCCUCAGCGCAUUCAAACUGCAAUAAUAAGUUUGAGGUUUAUCACUGUCAUGCCUCUGUUUUUAUGAUUUGCAUUCCUAUACCUUUUGAGGGGGCCUUCGUCUACUGCUAUUAUUUUAUUAUAAUACUUUCACAAAAUCUCUGUGUUCAUUACCUGAUUGGGGUUAAGAAAUAAUCCAAAAAAAGAGAAAAAAAACCCUUCACUAGACUGUCUUUUUUCAAGCUAUGUAUCUGAGGCCUCAACGUUUUUUCCCACCUAUAGCUGAGAUGGUGUAUUUUUGACAUGCCAUCUCCAAAUGUGUAUCUGAGAAGUUCUUGUAUUUUUGCUUUUUUUUCCUGAAAUUUUGAAUAAAUAAAUGAAUGAGAA
Scatophagus argus is the source of this 11363-nucleotide messenger RNA. It is a transcript of the gene igf1ra, whose product is annotated as insulin-like growth factor 1a receptor. Gene Ontology annotation, cellular component: axon; membrane; insulin receptor complex. The coding region runs from base 1424 to 5683 and encodes 1419 amino acids. The transcript is spliced from 21 exons. NCBI's taxonomy places the organism in Eukaryota, Metazoa, Chordata, Actinopteri, Scatophagidae. Gene Ontology annotation, biological process: regulation of JNK cascade; positive regulation of kinase activity; positive regulation of phosphatidylinositol 3-kinase/protein kinase B signal transduction. Gene Ontology annotation, molecular function: insulin receptor substrate binding; phosphatidylinositol 3-kinase binding; ATP binding. The record is from RefSeq and is a predicted model, not a curated record.